Molecule: messenger RNA, 1282 nt
Organism: Pomacea canaliculata
Lineage: Eukaryota; Metazoa; Mollusca; Gastropoda; Architaenioglossa; Ampullariidae
Product: EF-hand calcium-binding domain-containing protein 1-like
Exons: 7
Coding region: 73-765 (230 amino acids)
Molecular function (GO): calcium ion binding
Source: RefSeq, a predicted model, not a curated record
CAACGUUAUUCCCAGGUGGGAUUCAUCGUUUUCAUUGAACUUUCUUGACCGUCGUCGCACAACUGUUUCAGAAUGGGAUCCAAACGAGCAGCUCCAGAGAAAAAGAUUGCUGAACUAACACGGAAAACAAAUUUGAGCAAAGAAAUGGUGCAACGUUUGGUUGCAAACUGGCAAGCCAAAUGCAAAGACAAAGGUUUGGACCGUGACACGAUGCGUGGGGAUCUCAUGAAUGAAUUCAACAUGCUUGAUGACUUUAUUCUGGACAGAAUCUUUCGCACAUUUGAUGUCAGUGCAACAGGGCUGCAUCUUAAGAUGGAAGAUUAUGUGCUGGGAAUGGCAAAAUUUUUAAAGGGAACUCCUGAAGAACAAAGGAAAUUUUGCUUUGAUGUGUAUGACUUAAAUGGAGAUGGCUAUAUAACAAGAGAGGAAGUGAUGCACUUACUGAAGAACAGUGUAGUUCAGAAAUCUAUUGAAGAUGAUGAUGAAGAAGGUACCAAAGACCUGACAGACCUUAUUCUAAAGAAACUUGACUGUGAUGAUCAUGAUGGUCGAGUGUCAUUCAAGGACUUCUGUACUGCAGUUCAAGGGGACAAACUCUUAAUGGAGUCAUUAGGACAGUGUCUGCCUGCUGAAGAGCACAAGCAGAAGUACUUAAAAAUGUUAGGACAAACAGAGGCCACCAAUCAACCUCCAAGUGUAUCUCGAACACAGAGCAACAGAAGUCAAACAAAGCAAUCAAAGGCUGUUCAGCGCCGUCAAGACUGAAUGCAGUGACUUAUCAGAAACAGAACAGACCUUUUUGUUUUAUUAUCACUGUGUUGCAUACAACCUGAACAGGUCUCCUACAAAUAUCUACAGAUAUAAACUGAUCCAUUUUCAAAAUGUAAUUGCUCUCCUAUUCUACACAUUUUGUGUCUUUUCUUUCCAUUUAUUUAUGCAUUUUUUAUUAAAUGUACUGGUGACUUUAGUUCAGAUUUUGUUAUCUUAUGUUGUAAAAAAAUCUACCUUUAUAAUUUAUUCUAAUUCUAGUGCUUUUUAAUAAAUAAUAUGUUAAUAUUUAAAACUUUUAGAAUUUGAUAACACACUCUUUACAUCAAUUGUUAUCUGUGAUAAAGCUUUCAGCAAAUAGAUUUUAGAUUUGAUAAAAUUUGCAUAUGCAUUAUAUACACUAAAAAAGCAUCUUGCUUAAGUUUCUGUAGAUGUAUGCUACAGGGGAGAAAAAAGACCAAUGUAACAUUCCAUGCAUGUUUCAGUGAUAAAAUGUAAUGUUUCAGAAAAAAAA